CUUGAGCUGCAGCGGCUAUGGAGGGCUUGCUCACACCUGUGAGAACCUCAUACAAGACCCCAGGUCAGACGCUGGAGGAAGAGCUAGUCGAAGUUGGAAAGCGGCCUGAGGCUAUUCCAAAACCCACCUCGCAGGCUGAAACACCAGAAGAAGCUCUUGAGAUAUUGCGGAACAAGCCGGAUUAUGAGGCGCUCAUUUCCACUUUACGUUAUUUCAAAAAAGAUGACUCUGACUUCAAUAUCUCCUCUCCAAGCCCUCUGUCAGCUCAGAUAGUACAUGUUCUUGUAGCAGAAAUCAUCCCGAAUUACUGGGAUAUUCUCCAAGAAUCACACAGUGCCGCGAAGGCACGAAAGCAAGGGCUUUCGAAGAGAAAUUCGGAUUUGGAACUACUUUUAUCUUGCCUACGAAGUGUGACGGGUCUGAAUGCUAUUCUGUUAAAUUUGAAGCAAGCUAUCCAGCAGUCUCGGGAGCCAAAGAAGACCAUAGGAGGAGGCUUCAAUAUCCAGGAUGUCUUAACAAGACUUUUGCAAUUGAUAUCUACAUUGCUCGAAGGGGCUGAUACAAUUGAGAGGAUUUCGAAGAGCAUCUGGGGUCUAUUAGAUGCUCCAUCGAAACAAAAAACUAUUUGGAACGAAUUUCUCAGCGUAACAGCAGGCGGAAAGAUCUUGGGAGUUUCAGCCGAAGCGGAGGAUAUUAUCAACGAACUUAGCAAGGAUGUUCAACAGAAAUACUGGGUUUCAGAUGGCACUCUGUACAGCAGAUGGUUCGCCCAAAAUAUCACCCAUUUAGCCAGAACUAUACCGUUAGAAUCCGAACAGGAGUGGAAACGCUGUGUCGAGUUGCUCAGCAAGUCUCUGCGUCUGGGGUAUACUGAGAAUAUUAUCAAGGAAAUUAUCGGCAUCCUCAUCCUGAAGCCCCAAGAUCAUUCGGCAAGGUUCGAAAAGCUCCUUGGCGGCCUGUCACAUUCUGAGCAGCGCAAUUUUAUUCAGGGGAUUCUCAAACUCAUCUCAAGAGAAUAUUUAUCGGUAUUAGUUAUUUCGGAAGAUAAUUCCAAUUGGUACAAGCAGGAUGCGGACAUUGUUUCUGCUGCUGCCAGGUUGAUCAACUUGGUAUUGGCAAAUGAAGAGUCACGCAAGGCUCAAGUCAUAUCAUGGUUGACUGCUUCCUCUGGCGCUGGUGUCGGUGACGGUAUUGCAAUUCGACGCGCAUCUAUCGUAGCCCUUGCUGCAGAUAAAAGCGACAUCGAGGCUGUUUUUGAUAAAAGUCUACAGCAAUUUGGGGAUCAGCUAUAUAUUAGACAUACUCCUGCUAUGCAACAAGAAGCCCAUGCCCAGGUUCUACUCCUAUCUGCUGGAUACGUUCACCGAAAGGCGCCCCUGCACCUUGCUAUGACGAUGAGGUCGGGGACUUAUCUGAGCGCGAUAUCUAACAGGUUGGCUGCACCAUCGCCUCGUGCUCGCUUUCUGGGAAUGGUGGUGGGCGAGGCUUUGUCUGACCUGGUUGAUAAAGGAGACAAAAAGAUGGUCUUCAAAGUGGACGAAAUGGAUUCUUCAGAAGCUAAAUGGUACAAGAGCUUAGUGACUGUCUCGGAUACUCUUGGAUCUCUUGAACCUCUCAUGUCCCGGACAGUGGCCAAGGUUGCUAAGAAACCGCCCGCUCGCGCUUCCCAGAAAUCAGAAAAACCUCAGGUCGUCCAAGAGGGUUCAAAAAUCAUUGCCAUCGAAGAGGUAGACGAUGAUGAUGAUGGUGAGGACCAAGGCCAUGAAUCAGACAAUGAUGGUCUGGUUCCUUAUGCGAAGCCGGAUUCGGACGAAGAGGAUUCGGACGAAGACCCUACCUUAAUCACGCGCAAUAAACCAACAGCUCCAGUUUAUAUACGAGACUUAAUUAAUUAUCUCAGGGAUACUGAGAACUAUGAUAAGCAAAAGCUGGCUCUACAAUCAGCAGCAUCACUCAUUCGACGGAAAGCCAACUUCGGUACAGAGGUCAGCUCACAUGCGGAAGAACUUGCGACACUCCUGGUGGGCUUGCAAGAUAAAUACGACAUGGAAGACUUUCAAGAUAUGCGAUUACAAGGGAUGAUCGCUAUUCUCAUUGCCCAACCUCUAACAAUGGGUAAAUGGUUCUCCAAGACCUUUUUCGAUGGGGACUAUUCCAUCUCACAGCGUGCCACUGUCCUCACCACUCUUGGAUUAGGCGCUCGAGAAUUAGGUGGUUUUGGCAGCGGGGAUGCAAAAGCUACUUCGAAAGGCUCCCUUCCGUCGUCCUCAUUUCCAUCCAAGGCUCUUCCCGAACACUUGCAUAGAAUCUAUGGAGACGCAACUUCAGAGGACACAGCGGUGGACCGACUAUCAACCGAACUUUCCAAUACCAUGAUAGCCCCCAUGGCUGCAGACCUGGCUGAUAAACUCACCGGCCCUUCGAUCCUCAAAGUCAGAACAUUUUCCUCUCGCAUGGCCGUCGAGAAGAAACGGAAAAAGCCAAUUGCGAAUUCGCUGGCCAAGAUUGUGGCUGAUGGCUUUUUCUUUCCACUUACAGGUCGAUUCUUCAUACACCUUAGGGCCUACGGCUCCGGCCGGUCGAAUGUCGUCUUCCAACCAUACCUCCUUGCUCUCUUCGUCAAGACACUGUCCCUGCUCCUUCACGCCAGUGGACCUUCCACUCUCAGCCUGCCCCAAAUGACAUCUGAAUUCUGGGACUUGCUACUCAGUCUCAGAACACAAAGUAUUGGGGAUAUUACCGUCAUCGAAGCCAUGCUUUUCGCAUUCCUAACCAUUUUCGACAUCAAUGAGGAUAAGAGGAGACUAGUUGAAGAGCAUGGCAGACAGAUGUUAGAGACGCAAGAGUGGGUAGAAGGUAUUUUUGGACGAGUGGGAGCUGGAGGGAGCCAGGAAGAUGAGAAGGUCAGGAUGCUAGCCGCUGGCUGCCUGGUCAGGAUAAGGGAAGUGGUGGAAAAGUACCAGGCUUUGCUGAUGGGAGAUCUAGCUAGUUUCCAAAAUUAAAUUUCUUGCGCUCUGGAACUGCUUCCUUUCGACGUGGUGCACCUUAUUUAUAAUGUCUAGGAAGGUGUCGGAUCUAGACAGUGGAAAGAUUUUCUCGGU
This is a messenger RNA of Amorphotheca resinae ATCC 22711, 3101 nucleotides long. RefSeq lists its product as hypothetical. The record is from RefSeq and is a predicted model, not a curated record. The transcript has 3 exons. Gene Ontology annotation, cellular component: cytosol. Bases 18 to 3002 code for a protein of 994 amino acids. NCBI's taxonomy places the organism in Eukaryota, Fungi, Ascomycota, Leotiomycetes, Helotiales, Amorphothecaceae. Gene Ontology annotation, molecular function: Hsp90 protein binding; telomeric repeat DNA binding. Gene Ontology annotation, biological process: telomere maintenance via telomerase; protein stabilization.